This is a messenger RNA of Paramecium octaurelia, 487 nucleotides long. Lineage: Eukaryota; Ciliophora; Oligohymenophorea; Peniculida; Parameciidae. The record is from the annotation of a GenBank genome assembly.
AUGCUUUCCAUUAAUAGCAAAUCAAAUUACAAAAGACAAUAAAAUUCUCUCUAUAGGAACCCUUCGAAAUCGAUGUCUCAAUCUUCGUUUGAUCUAUAAGAUAUUCUAAUAGAUCGAAGAAUUUAAAUUGCAGAAAAUUUAUCAAAAUUAAGAGAUUACCAAGAAGAAAGAGAAAAAGAGUUUCGCCAAAGAGAAAAAGAAUACCAAAAGGCCAAAAGGAAAGUUCAUUUAUAUUAAGUUCUCAAUCAAAGGUAUCGAGCAUAAUCCUUUAUUGAGGAACAACAACAAUAAGCAAAAUUACUUGAAAGAUCAAUAAAAUAUAUUCCUAUGUCUAAUAAAUCAGUAAAUGAGUCCAAAAUAUUAACUCUGAAAAUGAAUUUAGAACCUCUCAGAACCAAAGCAAAGUAAAUAAAACCGUAUGUUGAUCACGAUGUAAUGGUAACUCAAAAAUGGAAGGAAUUGUGAAUAAUUUACAUUUAUCUAUAAU